This is a messenger RNA of Macadamia integrifolia, 1003 nucleotides long. Its product is annotated as branched-chain-amino-acid aminotransferase 5, chloroplastic-like. Gene Ontology annotation, biological process: branched-chain amino acid metabolic process. Gene Ontology annotation, cellular component: chloroplast. Gene Ontology annotation, molecular function: branched-chain-amino-acid:2-oxoglutarate transaminase activity. The record is from RefSeq and is a predicted model, not a curated record. Lineage: Eukaryota; Viridiplantae; Streptophyta; Magnoliopsida; Proteales; Proteaceae.
GGAUUAUUUGAAGGCUUGAAAGCAUACAGGAAACAAGAUGGUUCUAUUCUACUUUUUCGUCCCGAGGAGAAUGCAUUGCGGAUGAGGAUGGGUGCAGAGAGGAUGUGCAUGGAAUCACCAACUGCUGAACAGUUUCUGGAAGCCAUUAAGCUCACGGUGUUGGCAAAUAAACGUUGGGUUCCUCCUACAGGUAAAGGCUCCUUAUAUAUCAGGCCACUGCUUAUUGGAAGUGGAGCUGUUCUUGGUCUUGCACCUGCCCCUGAGUACACUUUUCUGAUUUUUGUUUCUCCUGUUGGGAACUAUUUCAAGGAGGGACUAGCACCAAUUCAUUUGAUUGUUGAGAAUGAAUUCCAUCGUGCAACUCCUGGUGGAACUGGAGGUGUAAAGACUAUAGGAAACUAUGCUGCGGUUCUGAAAGCACAAAGUCUAGCAAAAGCCAAAGGCUAUUCAGACGUCUUGUACCUUGAUUCUGUCCAUAAAAGAUAUCUGGAGGAGGUUUCCUCUUGUAAUGUUUUCAUUGUGAAGGAUUCAGUUAUCUCCACUCCAGCAAUAGAAGGGACAAUUUUGCCUGGUGUUACCCGGAAGAGUAUAAUUGAUGUUGCUCGAAGCCAAGGAUUCAAGGUUGAGGAGCGGCUUGUAACAGUGGAGGAGUUGCUUGAGGCUGAUGAAGUUUUCUGUACAGGAACAGCAGUGGUUGUGUCACCUGUGGGAAGCGUAACAUACCUUGGUAAAAGUGUGUCCUUUGUAGAUAGAGAAGUUGGUGUUGUGUCACAGCAACUAUAUGCAACACUUACGAGUCUACAGAUGGGUCUUUCAGAGGACAAAAUGGGUUGGACUGUUGAGUUGAAGUAGGUAGUACAGAAUUAACCUGUUAAUUUAUUUGCAUUUUACAUGUGUGAAAACCUCUGUGUUACUAUGGAGGUGAACAAUGUUCAGUUUUUAUUAUUUCCUUGAUAAUCUUGGACUUAAAAGUUCAAUAUUCAAUAGCUUUGAUUUCAUUUCA